Molecule: messenger RNA, 1854 nt
Organism: Verruconis gallopava
Lineage: Eukaryota; Fungi; Ascomycota; Dothideomycetes; Venturiales; Sympoventuriaceae
Exons: 2
Coding region: 460-1404 (314 amino acids)
Source: RefSeq, a predicted model, not a curated record
CGAAACCAUAAUAUUAUUGCCUUCGCGCUUAUUGGAGGCUGUCACCGAAACAAAACUACUUUUCUUCGCUCAACCUCUCUCAUUCUUCUUUUCUUCACCCGAAAUCUCAAAUUCCAAGUCUUUCAUUCAAACUUGGCUUUCGGCCUUGUGCUCACGCAAAGAUCACGCAUCGGCUAGCUGCAGGCCAACUGCAGGAACCACAUGCAAAAUGAACUACGCAAAUAUGAUCGAGGAGAAAAACCUCAAGGUAAGCAUGCCUGCUCCAAGUUCAGAUAGCAGUGUCGUACCGUCAAGGCCAAAGCUAAGAAAUGUCUUGCCCUGAUGCUGCUGAGGGAAAUCUGAAUCUUCACGCCUCCGUCUAACGCAUAUUCUGUCUAUUCGGGCUAACAAAGCCGACUCAAGAAAACCUUUAUCAUAGCGACGCUAGUUUCGACGAUCAUAGGAACUUUCACAACUGGCAUGGGGCUGUAUGAGAGACUCGAACAAAAACGCAAGCAAAAGAAGGUCGACACGGGACAAGAUGACAAGAUCAGUCAGCUGCAAAAGCAGAUGAAAGAAAUCGAGGAGCGCUCGGAAAAGAAUGCUCGGCGUGUCAGGGAAGACGACUUGCGCGAGUCGCUACAAGAGUCCGGCCCAUUGAUUCGCCGAGAGUAUAAUCGUGACUUCGCCCGAUUCGGCGACAGAUUUGCCAUGGGCGAUCCUAUCACCCAAAACCAGCUACAGGGCCAGAUCAUUACUCUUCAAGGCACUGUCAUUCAGUUGCUUGACGAAGCUCUGCGAACAGGACGAAUCGAGAACAUCAAUAAGCUGUACAAUGCGACUGAGCUAGCACGUGACGGUUCCAUUGCUGCUCUUCAAGGUCAAUACCAGCGCAUGCUUCAAGCCGCUCCUAUCCAGCGCCCACCAACUGUUCGACGGAUCUCAAGUCAACCUAGUGUCGUUUCUGCAAGUCGUAAAUCCCUACCUGCACCUAGCAAGGCGAAGACAUUUGCCGACACCGUGGAUGACCCUCUCUUCUGCCGGUAUAGCUAUGACUUGCAACGUGACAAUCGCUUGGCUUUAGAUAAGGAGUUUCUAUCUGGUGGAGGGUGCUCCUGUUUUGUUUGUGGCGUGCUGCUCGACGUCGAACCCGGGCGUGCCUGGAAGAUCACGAAGGAGCAUGUCCGCGAUCGAAUAGUAACACCGGAUUACGACGAAGAAAUUAUAGAGGACCGCAUUUACCUCGUCAAUAAUCGAUUUGUCAUCAAGUGCCAUCGCGCAAACGGCGGUUUUGCUUGCGUUCUCUGCGCUCGAUACAGAGAAAAGGACACGCUUCUUGAGUCUGCACAAGGCCUCAUCAGGCACAUCUGGAAUAAGCACGAUGCCUCAGAGUACCAAGACCCUGAUAUACAGGAGAUUGGGUGAGUGGAUUUCAGACUUCUGAAUUACCACCUUAACGCAGUAAUUACCGAUUAAUGCAAUAUUUUUAAGCCGCUCAACAUCUGAUAAUCUUAUCAAGGCAAAGCAUCGACAAAACCAAGGAGAAACGGGAAAGACACGAUUCUAAAGCCUCCAUUUACACGUGAAAUAAUUUAUGGCGUAUUAUUUACAUGAAGAAUAUUUGAUAGGAUUGCACAAAAGAACAAUGCGUUCUUACACUGGACGAUGAUGGCUAAACCUAAGCUUUCUCAGCGGCGAGAGAAACCGAGGAAAACUGUGCAUUGGGGACGGACAACAAAACAUGAUUAACGAAUUGCUAUGCUUUAUAAUGAUUCCAGAGUAAAAACGGUGAACUGUAGGUGGGAGUUUUAUACCCCUCUUAGCGAUAUCGUACCUGUAUACUCCCUAGACAGGAAUUGAAAUUCUCUCUCAGCA